Molecule: messenger RNA, 2134 nt
Organism: Gossypium raimondii (Peruvian cotton)
Lineage: Eukaryota; Viridiplantae; Streptophyta; Magnoliopsida; Malvales; Malvaceae
Product: probable inactive purple acid phosphatase 27
Exons: 12
Coding region: 111-1949 (612 amino acids)
Molecular function (GO): acid phosphatase activity; metal ion binding
Source: RefSeq, a predicted model, not a curated record
AAUAGACCUAAAAGAAGAAUCAAUUCGCAGAGCAAGAAAGAAGUCCAACUUUCUUUCAAUUCUACUACUCAAAACCCUCUUCUUUUUUAUUUCUGAAUGCUUGUUUGAAAAUGGUUUGGUUUUGGGUACUUGUUUUAUUCACUGCGAAUUUAAAGUUGGGUUUGGCUCACAUCCAUGGAGGAGAGCAACCGUUGGCUAAAAUCAAUAUCCUCCAAACAACAGUCGCCCUUCACGAAUCCGCUUCUAUUUCAGCUGAACCUGUUCUUCUUGGUUUGAAGGGGGAGGAUACUGAAUGGAUAACUGUGAAUUUCGUUAAUCCGAAGCCGUCUUUGGAUGACUGGGUUGGAGUCUUUUCCCCGGCAAAGUUCGACCCAUCGGCCUGUCCGCCGGUGAAUGAACGGAAAAAACAGCUUCCAUAUAUAUGUUCAGCUCCGAUAAAGUACAAGUAUGCAAAUGAGUCCUGCUCAUCUUAUGCAAAGACAGGCACUGCUUCACUGAGGUUCCAGCUUAUAAAUCAGCGAGCAGAUUUCUCCUUUGCUUUAUUUUCGGGUGGAUUAUCAGAUCCAAUAUUGGUGGCUAUAUCAAAUCCAAUAUCUUUUACAAAUCCUAAAGCACCCUUGUAUCCACGCCUUGCUCAAGGGAAGUCUUGGAAUGAAAUGACUGUAACCUGGACAAGUGGCUAUGACAUAGAUGAAGCAGUGCCGUUUGUUGAGUGGGGUAGAAAAGGAGAUUUGCAAGUUAGAUCUCCUGCAGGAACUUUGACAUUUAAACAGAACAGCAUGUGUGGUUCACCCGCAAGUACAGUUGGCUGGCGGGAUCCAGGUUUCAUACAUACAAGUUUCUUGAAAGAUUUAUGGCCGAACUUCGUAUACAUGUACAGGAUAGGUCAUCUCUUGUAUAAUGGUUCAGUCGUAUGGAGCAAGACAUAUUCGUUUAAAUCAUCCCCGUAUCCUGGACAAAACUCAUUACAGAGAGUCGUUAUAUUCGGCGAUAUGGGGAAGGCGGAGCGUGAUGGUUCAAAUGAGUACAGUGAUUAUCAGCCUGGUUCACUCAAUACUACUGACCAACUGAUAAGGGACUUGGACAACAUUGACAUAGUUUUCCACAUAGGAGACUUGACCUAUUCGAAUGGAUACAUUUCACAGUGGGACCAAUUUACAGCACAGGUGGAGCCUAUAGCGUCAACUGUUCCCUACAUGAUUGCAAGUGGUAAUCAUGAACGUGAUUGGCCAAACUCAGGAUCGUUCUAUGAUACUCCGGAUUCAGGUGGUGAAUGUGGUGUGCCAGCAGAAACCAUGUUUUAUUAUCCUGCUGAGAACAAGGCAAAGUUUUGGUACUCUACAGAUUAUGGCCUAUUUCACUUCUGCAUAGCUGACAGUGAACACGACUGGAGAGAAGGAUCAGAACAGUACGGGUUUAUUGAGCAAUGCCUUGCAUCGGUAGAUAGACAUAGGCAGCCUUGGUUGAUCUUUUCCGCUCAUCGUGUCCUUGGAUAUUCAUCUAAUGACUGGUACAGCCAGGAGGGCGCAUAUGAAGAGCCUAUGGGAAGGGAUGGUUUGCAGAAACUUUGGCAGAAGUACAAGGUUGACAUUGCCUUCUACGGCCAUGUCCAUAACUAUGAAAGAUCAUGCCCAAUCUACCAGAAUCAAUGUGUGAACAAAGAAAAAAAUCAUUACUCAGGCACUGUGAACGGAACAAUCCACGUCGUUGUAGGUGGAGCAGGGAGCCAUCUUUCGAAAUUCAGCCAACUCAUCCCAUAUUGGAGUAUUUAUAGAGAUUAUGACUUUGGAUUUGUGAAGCUAACAGCAUUUAACCAGUCAUCCCUGCUAUUUGAGUAUAAGAAAAGCCGUGAUGGGAAGGUUUAUGAUUCCUUCACUAUUUCAAGGGACUAUAAAGAUGUCCUGGCUUGUGUUCAUGAUGGCUGUGAACCUACAACAUUGGCAUCUUGAUCAAAUAUCAUUAGGGGAAGUGUAUGUUGUUAGUGGAAUGAUUUAGGAGAGUUUGGAGUUAAAAAAGAUUGUAUUGGAGGUUUAAAUAGUGUGACCUCCUCCAGUUAUUGGUUCAAUUUAUUGGACUGGUUGAAUCUAAAAUAUAAAUUAAAUUUUUGUUACUAAGAACAUUUUUAACAUUCAAA